UCCAACGCCGCCGCCGCUCCUUUGCUCCAUUCCCCUUGCCAAACCCUCGCUCCACCAGACGACCUGCCGGCAACCACGCUCGACGAGCCGACCCGCAAUGCCUCCAGGGGGAGGAGGAGGAGCAACGGGCGAACAAAGAUUCGGGGAGCAGGACCUCCCACCGGCGACUGGCCACGGGUGCCGCGACGAGGGGCCCCCAUCCCGUUCGCCGUCGCCGCUGACGCCGUUGCUGCCUGGCCUGGCCGUCACCCCCGUCGCCUCUGAGAACAAGAAGAUCAGGCGGGAGGAUGGGCAGCAGGGCGAGGAGGAGACCCCGGCGAGCUUCCCGGAGGACGUUCUCAUCGAGAUCCUGUCGCGGGUGCCCUACAUCUCGCUCUUCCACUUCAAGUGCGUGUCCAAACAAUGGUUCGCCCUCUGCUCUGCCCCCGACGUCCGCAAGAGGUCGCCGCAGACCUUGUCUGGCUUCUUCCACUUCAAUCUCGGGUGGCGUUUCCACAAUUUGUCCGGGAAAGAUCCUCCCAUCUUCGACUCCAAUCUCCGUUUCUUACGCGGCAGCUACAAAUUUUUCAGUAUCCAACAAUGCAGCACCAGCCUUCUCCUUUGCAAAUGUUGGAAAUCGUGCUAUCCUAGGCAACGCAGUUGGAAUUUCGUCCCGAAUCCAAAGCCCGGGCAAUGUUUCAAAUGGCCCGAGGCUAAGGAGUUUGAUUAUGUUGUCUGCAAUCCUGCUACUCAGCAGUGGACUGUGUUGCCUCCUAUAAAAUUGCCUGACGACCUUUCACGUUUCAGCCUAGACAAAUACUUCUUGAGCUUUGACCCGGUCACCCCGUCCCGCUUUGUGGUGUUUGUGCCCCUGGACACAUAUUAUGAAUAUGGCCUGUCCGCGGCCAUGAUCUACUCAUCGGAAACUGGAGGGUGAACUUCCAUGCAGAGUCAGCACAAUGAUAGCAGUGCAUAUUGGGUUAGUGAUUCAGAAAGCACCUUCCUAAAUGGCAUUAUGCAUUUCCCUACUUGAUCUUCGUCAAUAGUCACAGUGGACAUGAAAAGGAAUGCUUGGGGGGAAAUUGAAAUGCCACCUGGCAUGCCAAACAACUAUGGCGGUGCUUCCAUUGGGCAGUCACAGGGACGCCUGCAUGUUUGGGAACAGAAUCAAGAUGGUUGCCAACUCUCUAUUUGGGUUCUUGAGAAUUAUGAUAGUGGACAGUGGACCCUAAAGUGUACCAUUAACUGCUUUGAACUGUUUGGAAGGGAUUGUUGCAAAAACGAUGAGUACUACUCGAUGUUUGCAAUUCAUCCAGAAUGUGAUUUGAUUUUCCUUACUGACAAUAAGAAGGCAUUGUCAUAUGAUAUGGAUAAUCAGGAAGUGCAUGCUAUCUGUGCCACUGGAGAUUUCUUGGAAGGUCUACCUUACACUCCGUCUUUUGCGGAAUGGACAUCAGAUGGUCACUAAAGGCUUGCAAUACUUGGCAUGGCUCUAGUGUCUUAGUAAACAUCAGUUGUCGGGUAUAUCCCAAUUCUUGAAGAUGUGUGUUGGAUUAGUCUUGCGUAGCCAUGAAGAAUUUGUAACUGCCCUAUUUGCUUUCAUGUAAUAAUUGUUGAUGUCACUCUUUUAGCUUCUCGUAUGGGGACAAAUGUGAGACAAAUAUAUUAUC
This is a messenger RNA of Triticum dicoccoides, 1649 nucleotides long. RefSeq names its product F-box protein At5g07610-like. Lineage: Eukaryota; Viridiplantae; Streptophyta; Magnoliopsida; Poales; Poaceae. Bases 98 to 916 code for a protein of 272 amino acids. The transcript has 2 exons. Gene Ontology annotation, molecular function: protein binding. The record is from RefSeq and is a predicted model, not a curated record.